UUCUAGAAGAAAUCCAGAAUAUAAAAGGAUCGACAAUCGAUUGUUCAAUCAGUUACUGUUUCGAUCACAAUGAAGGUGUUUAUUUGUUUAGUUGUACUCUUUGUAUUUGCUGAUGCCACCUUGAACCUUGGAUCUCUUCUUGGUGCAAAAGGCGGCGGCGGCGGCGGUGGUGGUGGUCUUUUGCAAUCAAAGCUAGGUGGAAGUGGCGGCAACAACGAAGAAGUUAUUAAAGUAAUUCAUUAUGGUUCUGCUGGAGGUUCUUCUGGAUAUUCCUCAGGCGGAAGCUCAGGUAGUGGUGGCACUGUAAACAUUUUUCUAAUACCAUCAAGCGGUGGUCAUGGUGGAGGAUGGGACUCAGGCAGCAGCCAAGGUUAUAGCUCGGGCCAUAAUAAUGGAUGGUAGUUCAUACUCAAUAAAUUAAAACUGAAUGUAUAAUUUCUAGUGUUCGAAAUAAAAGUAAUUUUCAAUUAUCGUAAAUUUUUACAUAAA
This is a messenger RNA of Contarinia nasturtii (swede midge), 489 nucleotides long. RefSeq names its product glycine-rich cell wall structural protein 2-like. NCBI's taxonomy places the organism in Eukaryota, Metazoa, Arthropoda, Insecta, Diptera, Cecidomyiidae. The coding region runs from base 70 to 402 and encodes 110 amino acids. The record is from RefSeq and is a predicted model, not a curated record. The transcript is spliced from 3 exons.